This is a messenger RNA of Adineta ricciae, 2379 nucleotides long. NCBI's taxonomy places the organism in Eukaryota, Metazoa, Rotifera, Eurotatoria, Adinetida, Adinetidae. The record is from the annotation of a GenBank genome assembly.
AUGGAUGAAUCUCGUCCAACACGACAACGAACAAUUCAAGUUGUUUCGUUGCUAGAUAAAAUUCACUUGAAGAAAGAGCCCGAUCUGCCAACAUUACUAUCCAAUCUCCGUGAAAGUCUUUUAAAAAAAUCCGAAGAUGAUGAUCAAAUUGAUUCAAAUAUUAUACAACUUACCGAAUCCAUCAAAGUUAAACUUGAAGGUCUUGAAAAAUUCUACCAGAAAAAAGAGAUCUUCGAUAUCCUGCAAACAACAUUGGAAAGGUUUAUUAAUGAUAUUAUUUCAAUAACAAAACUACCAAAUAUUCUCUCCAAUGAGAGAUUUCUAGAUAUUAUUCACAUUAUAAUUUUGUCGGCAGAAACGCUCGAAUUACGUUCGAUAAUAGAAAACGAUCCGCCUUAUGCACGGACUAUCUGUUUUCGCUUUUUCAACUUAUUGGCAUCACCUGUUAUAACUGAUUUUCUCAAUGAAAAAAUCAGCCUUGUUCUAUUUGAACUGAUUGCAUACGUUUUGCGCACGAUUACCAGUUAUAUUACCAUAACGAUCGAAGUUAUUGUUUUCAAAAAAAAUGAACUACAAAAUCAAGUUCCAAUUCUACGUUCAUUAUUGAAAUACAUUGAUUGUCACAAAGCCAAUUCUGAUUUCACUGAAAAACGUACGGCAGUUGAUUCUUUAUUUACUUUUAUAUGGUCAUUAGCCAACGAUACGAUUUUAGUUCCAACUUUGAUUGAAGCGGAAUGUCCAAAAUAUGUAUUACAAUGGAUUGCAAACGAAGACAUACCAUCAGGAAUGCAGCAACCAUGUAUACAUAUCAUACACAACAUAGCAAGACAUGAGAAAGGUGUGAAAGUGUUAAACGAUGCGAAUGGUAUAACCAUACUUAAAGAUUUCAAGAGACGAGUGCUUGAUCCGAACAAAAACAAUCAAGACGAAUUGUAUACCGAAUUACGAUUGGUUUACUGUAUGGCUGUAUCAUUAUUAACCGAACCAAAAGAAAAUCAUGAAGAUUUGGAUAAUCUUCGCAAAAUUCUUGAUCAAUUGAUGCAGUUAGCUGUUGAUGCUGGACAAUCUGUACAGAAUAAAUAUCGAGGCUUUCACGUCAGUGAACCAAUUGUUGUUUUAACGAAAUUGUGUAUUCAUGAUGAAAUUCUCAAUUAUGUUUUAAAUGAAUCAAAUGUACAAAGAAUGGAAGCACCAACAAAAAUUCAAUUUUUCUGUCAUUUACUAGUUAAAUUUCGUGCUGCAGUAGCUACCGACGAUGAUUUAGAUCAAUUAACACUGAUAGCUCUGUUUAACAUUAUAUGGAGCAUAUCAUUUCAUGAUAAAUAUUUAUCUGAAUUGAAAAAGAAUUUUCAGUUUUUACUAACAAUCAAAACUCUAGCAGUUGAUAAUACUGCUGGAUCAGUUGACCAAUAUGUACCGAAUCACAUGUCAUCGAUACCCAAAGCAGCUCAAGGUAUCUUAUGGAAUCUUGACGAAGAUAAUCCAGGACGACUCGUUCGAAACACUACUGCGGAAUCGACAGCAACGACGCUAGCGGAACCGGUUACUGAUGAAACAAACAAAACACGUGUAAUGGUUAGCUAUUGCCAUACAGAUCAAGAAUUCUGUCGUCAAUUAGUUGACGCAUUAAAGAAAGAUAAUCGCUUACAUAUUUGGGUAGAUUUCGCAUAUUGCCAUACAGAAGACUUUUGGGAAGAAAUCGGUGAAGCUAUCGAAAAAGCAAAUGUUGUGCUCUUUCUAAUGUCCAAAGAAUAUCAAGAUAGUAAAUCAUGUCGACAAGAAGUGAUGUAUGCGAAAGAUUCGUUGAAGAAACGUUUUAUUCCCAUAUAUGUGAAAAAAGAUUUUCAAGCAUCUGGGUGGUUAGGCGUACGUAUUGUUGGUCCACAGUAUAUUCGCUUUGAGAAACGGCCAUUUGCAGAUACAAUGAAAGAAUUACUGAAAUUGAUUUUUGAAGAUAAAACAACAACAGUAUCUGCGCCAAAAGAAGAAAUUAAACCUCUUCCUCCACCUCCAGUCACUGAAACAAAACCGACGGAAAGUACAGUGAAACCUAGUGAACCUAUUCCUACUCUCACAGAUUUCAAACCAUUGAAAAAACCUGUUGAACAAUGGACAAGCAAAGAAAUUUCUCAAUGGUUUAGCGAUAACCAAAUUCAUCGUGAACUAGUUGAUAUAUAUGAUUUCAAGCAUGGUACAGAUUUGCUUCUUUAUAGUCAAUGUCUUCGACCUGAUUGGCAAAUUGAAUAUAAUGAUAUGAAAGAACGCUAUCAACAGAAAUAUCAUACUCCACUAUAUCGUGAUCAAUUCGUUCGUUUCGUCGGAGCAAUGAAUCGACUGAAACCAUCGCAAUCAAAAUCAAAAACAUGUGUCAUUUCCUAG